AUGUUACAGACAGUCGGUGAGUGGCUGUGGUGGGAGCGUCUGUGGCUGCCGGCAAACGUCUCCUGGUCGGAUCUGGAGGACAGUGAAGGUCGUGUCUACGCUAAGGCCUCUCAACUCUACGCAGCUCUGCCCUGUGCCCUCUGCCUGCUUCUCGUCAGAUACGUGUUUGAAAGGUAUCUGGCCACACCAUUGGCUGAUGUUUGGGGGAUCAGGGACAGGAUACGUCAGACAGCAGAACCAAACCCCACCUUAGAAAACUACUUCUGCCACCAAGCACGGCUUCCAUCACAGGCCGAUGUGAGGUCACUGUGUAAAAAGACGAGUCGGUCAGAGAGAAGCAUUCAGGUCUGGUUCAGGAGGAGGAGGAACCAGGAGCGACCGGGACUUCGAAAGAGGUUCUGUGAGGCCAGUUGGAGAUGUUCAUUUUAUUUAUUCGCAUUUGUCAGCGGAGUUCUCGCUCUGUAUGAUAAACCUUGGCUUUACAAUCUGAAGGAGGUUUGGGCAGGUUUCCCAAAACAGUCCAUGCUGCCGUCUCAGUACUGGUACUACCUCCUGGAAAUGGGCUUCUACCUCUCUCUGCUCCUCAGCCUCACAUUUGAUGUGAAGCGGAAAGACUUCAGAGAGCAGGUGAUUCAUCAUAUAGCCACGCUGACUCUUCUGAGUUUCUCCUGGAUUUCCAAUUACAUCCGUAUCGGGACCCUGGUGAUGGCAGUUCACGACUCUGCCGACAUUCUGCUGGAGGGAGCAAAGGUAUUCAACUAUGCCAAGUGGCACCAGACUGCAGACGCCAUGUUUGUAGUCUUUACUGUUCUCUUUAUGGCAACAAGACUUGUCAUUUUUCCUUUCUGGCUAAUCCACUGCACAUGGGUGUACCCUAUGGAGCAGUUCCCUCCCUUCUUUGGCUACUACUUCUUCAACGUCAUGCUGGUGGUUCUGCAGAUGCUGCACCUCUACUGGGCUUUUCUCAUUUCACGAAUGGUUUACAAGUUUAUCUUCGCCAAGCUGGAGGGCGACGACAGAAGUGACGAAGAGGAGUAUGACAGUGACUCGCAGAGGGAGAUCAACCCCAAACUGAGUCACAUUAAUGGCGCUGGAGCCAGAGACAGAGCCAGUGGCCACUGACUAUACAGACAGACAGACAGGGAAGUCAAUAGCAGACUCAUGGACAUAAUCUGACUGGAUGCAGCUCUUAGAACCUAAUUGCAUAUUUAAAAAAACAGAAAAAGUUUUUGAGCACAGAAUAUAUGAGGGACUGUGAAGGAUUAUACAUAAACUCACUGGACACCGCAUGUUUUUUUACUCACACAGUAUUGUGUGUUUAUGUUCAUGAAUGUUGUCUGUGAGUCCACAGUUUCUUGCAUCAUGGUAAUGAGAAGCAGUGCUGGAAACUAAGUACAUUACUGUACUCAGUGUGUAGGAAUGUGGAAUGUGUUGGUAUUGUAUUAAAUUAAUGUAUAAUCACCUGAUCGUCUAAUCAUAGUUGUGUUUUUUGUUGCCUUAGAGUGAGCCAUUUAAAUCUACAUUGCGAGCGGGUUCUCUUCCAUGUAGGCCACCUUACUGUUUCCACUGCAGCCCAAUAAGUCAAGAAGCAAACUCCCUACUAGAUGCCAGUAAAUCUUUCACACAGAACCUUAAGUACAAUUUGUUUUGGACAUAAACACAAUUUACAGGACACAGUCUUGAGAUUAAAAUGUCCAUAAAAACAGCCAGAAACAUUUGCAUG
Platichthys flesus (European flounder) is the source of this 1723-nucleotide messenger RNA. RefSeq names its product ceramide synthase 2-like. The record is from RefSeq and is a predicted model, not a curated record. Gene Ontology annotation, molecular function: sphingosine N-acyltransferase activity; DNA binding. Lineage: Eukaryota; Metazoa; Chordata; Actinopteri; Pleuronectiformes; Pleuronectidae. Gene Ontology annotation, cellular component: membrane. Gene Ontology annotation, biological process: ceramide biosynthetic process. Bases 1 to 1122 code for a protein of 373 amino acids. The transcript is spliced from 10 exons.